ACCUUAAAAUAUUUUUAUUUGUAUACAUACUAGGUAAUGUUAAUCCCUACUUUUUUACACGCUGUAAUAUUCAGCUUUAAGCCAGCUUGGUUGCUGAAAUUUGAACAGAAAGAGUGUUACAUGUGUAUUAAAUGACCAGUAAGUUAAGCCUGUUCUGCUCUCAAGAAUUAAACUUGAAUUAAACCUGUUGCCUGGCCUCUUAAUUAGACCGUAUAGUAGGAAUUUAAUAAUCAAUCGUAAUCAAUGUUUACUCUGAUUCUCUAUAGCAUGAUCUGAUGCUGAAAUCCUGACUCCUGAUGCCCGGCUUGUCUAAUAACUAGACUGUUGGGAAUUUUAUUUUUAAUAUCACCGGUACUGAAGUUGUCGUGAUACAAACGGUAGUUUUUGAAAGAAUUAAAACUAACUUAAUUGUGUUUCUACUUGUAAGUCUAAUUUGUUUAUUACUGUAUACGCUUCCAUAUUCAGAAUGUCAACUCAUGAAGUAAUUCUCAGACAUGGUUAUUAUUAAGACUUUUAUUAAGAAAUAUAAAAAAAUUUAAGCUUUGUUUACCCCCAAGGUGGAUUUUUUUAUGAAAAGAAAUGUCAUAAAUUACUCAUCCUCAUGCAGUUCCACACCCGUGACACUUUCGUUCAUAUUUUAAACACAAUUUUUUUUUUUAAUGUCCCUCCAUUGACAGUCCACGCAACUACCACUUCAAAAUGUUCAUAAACGGGUAGUAAAAUUAAUCCAUAUGAAUCGAGAAGUUUUCUGCAGAGACUUGCUUUAUGAUGAACAAAUUGAAUUUAGGCUUUUAUUCACAUAUAAACUUGAUCAGCGAAAAUAAACAGAAGCUCAACUGCACUUGCUUGAUGCCAGGAACAAACCUCAUUGGCUUUUCAAUGGCUCUGGCUUAAACCAGACUCAUAUCACACAAAAUUAAUUAAUCUCAAUGGUUCUUCUCGUACGUCAAGCAAGAAAGCAUGCUUGAGCUUCCGCUUACCGUAUCUGAUGUGUGACGCCUUGAUGAACAGUGGUAUUUUUGUGGACUGUCAUUGGAAGGACCGAAAUCUCUCAAUUUCAUUUAAAUAUUUUCAUUUGUGUUUUGAAGAUGAACAAAAGUCUUACUGUUUUGGAAUGGCAUAAGGAGGUUCCUCCAGCACUUGAGAGAUCUCGCCGGACGCAUGUCCUCUGGCUCAAGGGGUGCUGGGAUCGGACUAAAGAUAUUAAUUGGAGCAGGUGCACUUGCUUAUGGAGUCAAAGAGGCAACAUAUACAGUGGAGGGUGGUCAGCGAGCAAUUAUCUUUAAUAGAAUUGGAGGGAUGCAGAUGGACACAGUCCUUGCUGAGGGUCUCCACUUCAGGAUACCAUGGAUUCAAUAUCCAAUCAUUUAUGACAUAAGAGCCAAACCAAGAAAAAUAUCAUCUCUAACUGGAAGCAAAGACCUGCAGAUGGUGAACAUCGCGUUGCGUGUGCUGUCCCGUCCGGUGGCUUCCAACCUUCCCAUCUUGUACCAGCAGCUGGGAAAGGACUAUGAUGAGCGUGUGCUGCCGUCCAUUGCAAAUGAAGUUCUGAAGAGUGUGGUAGCCAAAUUCAAUGCCUCCCAACUAAUUACACAAAGAGCCCAGGUCUCUAUGCUCAUCCGACGGGAGCUGUUUGAACGUGCCAAAGACUUCAACAUUAUCCUCGAUGAUGUGGCCAUCACAGAGUUGAGCUUCAGCAGGGAGUACACAGCAGCUGUGGAGGCCAAACAAGUUGCCCAGCAGGAGGCCCAAAGAGCUCAGUUCUAUGUGGAGAAAGCAAAGCAAGAUCAGAGGCAGAAGAUCAUCCAAGCUGAAGGAGAGGCCCAGGCAGCCAAAAUGUUAGGAGAGGCCGUCACAAAGAAUCCUGGAUACCUUAAACUCAGAAGAAUCAGGGCAGCGCAGAACAUUGCCAAAACGGUGGCAGUUUCACAGAACAAGGUGUACCUGAACUCCGAUAGUCUGGUUCUGAAUCUACAGGAUGACUAUUUUAACAAAUUGUCACUCGGAAAGAAGUAACCCGUUCAAAUAGCUCUCGUUCUAAUUGUCAGAGGUCCUAUUACAAGAAGCCGUAUGUGUGUCCUUUGAGAUGGCUUUUUCUGAUUGGGUCACAAAUGGAUAUGUCAUUCUGGGGAAGACUCAUUAAAUAUCUAAUGGUGUAGACCUGGUUUGUCAGUUAAAUUUAACUCCACAAUUUGCUGAUGAUCAAAACACUACAGAUUUGAGUUAAUGAAUGAAGGCAAAAAUGUUCAACUGGACCAGAGCAUUCAAUUCUUUUCAACAUUGAUUGUUGCAACAGGAAAUAUGCAUCUUUAAAUGAUACAAUAGAUGAUCAAGGCUGGUUGAAAAAAAGAUCCAUCCAUUCUUUUAGGAAUGAUUUAUGUCUUUGCUGAAAUGUAAUACAUACAGUUGUAUUUAUGUGAGACAAAAUGACUGCUAAUAAAAACUUUCAUAUGUUA
Messenger RNA from Pimephales promelas (fathead minnow), 2456 nucleotides. NCBI's taxonomy places the organism in Eukaryota, Metazoa, Chordata, Actinopteri, Cypriniformes, Leuciscidae. The record is from RefSeq and is a predicted model, not a curated record.